Molecule: messenger RNA, 6225 nt
Organism: Drosophila erecta
Lineage: Eukaryota; Metazoa; Arthropoda; Insecta; Diptera; Drosophilidae
Gene: Pcf11
Exons: 12
Coding region: 335-6199 (1954 amino acids)
Biological process (GO): termination of RNA polymerase II transcription
Cellular component (GO): cytoplasm; mRNA cleavage factor complex
Molecular function (GO): RNA polymerase II complex binding; mRNA binding
Source: RefSeq, a predicted model, not a curated record
UAAAAAAGUACUUUGAAAUCGGACCGAAAACUCGCGUGUGUAUGUGGUUGUAACACAAACGUGGCUUUGUCUGCAAAAAACGUUGUUAAAUCCAGUUAAACAUUUUUACUAAAACGUAAAUAUUUCGUGAAAGCGUGUAAUGCGAAGCAACGAAAACGAACAUAAGCAUUUUUUUGGUUAAUUUAUUUGCGCAGGCCACACAUGCGAAAAUAUGCUCAUGGUCGCCAUAUUGAAUUUUCGUCGUCAGUCCGUACUCGAAACCUAGCAACUGCGAUUCAAACCAAAUAACUUGAUCGAUAUCAGGAUCAAGAUCUGGAAUACGGUGUCCACCGCAAUGGAGCAGCUAUUUCAGAACUACCGCGACGAUGAGCGGAGGAUCGGCGAGGAGUACCUGUCCAGUCUUCAGGACCUCAACUGCAACAGCAAGCCACUGAUCAAUAUGCUCACGAUGCUUGCCGAGGAGAACAUCAACUACGCCCACAUCAUAGUUAAAGUGGUGGAAUAUUACAUCAGCCAGGUGGCGCCCGAAUUUAAAUUGCCCAUACUAUAUUUAAUUGAUUCGAUAAUAAAGAAUGUGAAAAGCAGCUACGUCCAGUUGUUUGGACAAUGCAUAGUCAACAUAUUCCUCCACGCUUUUGAAUCGGUCCAGCACUCACAGUCGCAGGUUUUGGAGAAGGUGCGGGAACGCAUGUACGCAUUGCGUCAGACCUGGAACGAGGUCUUCCCGCCAUCCAAGAUGUAUGCCCUGGAUGUUAAGGUGAAGCGUCUGGAUAACAACUGGCCCAUUACUGCCAAACAGCCAACUAAUAAAAUUCACGUCAAUCCGGCCAUUCAUGUAAAUCCAGACUUUUUGAAAACGGGUAUGGUUCCUGUGAUGCCCGUUAACCCCACAAUGCCCAGCGACAUGGAGGAGAUACUGCAAGCAAAAACCCGUGAGUUGCUGGAGCUGAAAAAGCGCAAACUGGAAUUAGAGCUGGAGCAAACCAAAAAGCAUUUAGAGGAGCAGGAGCGUCAGCUGAACCAAGCCACGGAUGCGAUGGCCGGGGCACCAAUUAUCAUGCCUGCGCCUACUGCAGCUGCUACUCGCCCGCCAAACGCAGAUCCUAGUCUUGCAGUGCGUAAUCAACGAGCAUCAGGAGCAAUGGGCAAUGUUGGUUCCAUAAUGAAUAACAUGCCAGCGGCUCAGCAGCAUUUUGCCAAUAAACCAAAAGUCAAUCCAGUUAAUCCGGCACUACUGAACUCGGUGCGCCAACGAGAUCCGAGACUAGCGCGCCAGAUGCAGUCGCAGUCCUCACAUCCAGCUGCGCCGGCACGAAACGAUCCUCGGCUGGAGUCCAAAUCGAGCUCCUCACAGAAAUCUAGUCGGUCGCGCAGCAAAUCGCCUAUGCGCAACAGCAGCAGUCGCUCCGGAAAAGGUGGAAACUCUAGCCACAGCAGUUCGUCGAGCCGCAAACGAAGUGAGUCAAAGAGCUCCACGGCUUCCUCAUCAUCGUCGGGCUCUGAUGUUCGACACAAGGGCGUCACUGGCAACAACUCCAACCAGUCUCCAGUUAAGCGAUCCGGUAAGAACUCGACUAAGGAUUCGGAUCGCUAUAUUCGCAAUGGAUCUCCUUCGGGAUCUGUGAAACGCAAGAGCAGCUCACCAAGUAGCUCGCCCUCCAAAUCCAAGCGCAACACGUCGCACAAAUCAUCUUCGUCGCGAGGAAAGACAUCUUCUGGACGAUCCCGCAGUCGAUCUCCAGUUUUCAUGGACGUCGAUUUACGCAGCGGAGUUGGAAGCAAGUCACCAGAGAGCAGGGCAGCAGCCCCUUCAUCCUUACCACUGGCGGGCGCAUCAUCAGCAGCAGCAAAAGCACCAAAAGAUUUAGAGAAACCUACAUUUCAAAUACUCGAACCAGGCCAUCCUCCAGCUCCUCCAAGUCCGCCGAUUAUAGAUGUAUCGAGUAUGGACAUUGACUUGAGGCGGCCAAAGACGCCGCCUCCUCCGACAUUCGACUCAGUGGAAAGCCUCGACAAGAAGGAAACAAAUAGCGGCCACAUCAGCAGCACAAUAAUACAAGCUAGUGGCGCCUCCAACGCCUCCCCAUCAGCCGCGUCCACUUCCAAAUUGCCCGCAAAAGUGUCGUUCAAAAUACAAAAACAGUUUAAUAAAUUAGAAAAAUCUACAGCGAAUCUAUCAACAGUAUCACUGCUCAACUCAAAUCCCACGACUUCAGGAUCACCAGCAGCAUCUCUAGUCAGGCAACCGUCGCCCAGUCCCUCGUCCUCGUCUAUUUCCUCGCAGGGUAAUGUAUCGGACGCCCUGCAGCAGUCGAUUACCAAGUUGCUCCAGGUGCAAGGUGCAUCUGGUGCCGCCGAGAAACGUCCCGCCGACGCACUACCGCCCGAGAUCGAUGGCGAAGAGCAACCGCCGCAGCACAAGCGCAGCAAGUCAACCAAGCUGGACGCUCUCUUUGGCAGUGAGGAUGUGGAUCUGCGUCGCGAGAUCCCAGUUGUCAAGCCAGGAGUUAUUGUAGUCGAAGACGAUUCUAUGGACGACUGCGAUGUAGACAAGCCCACAAAGAAAUCUGGCUCGCCGCCCAAGAAGGCAACGUUGGAGGAACUGCGCGCCAAGUUGGCCAACUCGGCUCGAAUCCAGAAUAAGCAGGGAAAAUCUGACAAGGCCAAGGAUCAGGCCGUGUCGCAGCGCCUUAAGCAGCUGGCGGAACUAAAAGUCAACGACGAUUCUCAGGAGGCGCACGACGAGAAGGUGCGCACCAUUCUCAGCCAGGCGCAGGAGAUGUUUGAGAAUCACAGCAUGAAUCAGGAGCAGUACAAGGAUCUUGUCCAAAAAGUGGUGGCCAUCAAUGAGAACAGCAAAAUAAAAGAAUCCCGGCGCCGAGACGACGAUCUCGAGCGCAAUGCGGCCAGAGAUGCAGUACUCCGCAAACGUAUUCCCAAGCUGAAGGGCAACGAAAAUCAUUCUAUGGGCUCGCCGCACAGCGAUGGAUCGCCCAGGUACGACGAUCAGCCCGCAGUUGCACCGGAGAAGCCCCCAAACAAAAGGGAUAAGUCCAAGAGGGAUAUUAAGCGUCGCAAGCCCAGCAAAUGGGGCGACCAAGUGGAUCCGGUGGCAGCACAACGCACUGCCUGGCAACUGGCCAAUGCCAAUGCCAACAAUAACAACAACAAGCGGGGUGGCAUCCAGCCCGUUCAGCCUCAGUCUGGAUUCCGUGGCAUGCCUUGGCAGCAGCCACCAGCAAUGGUGUUGGCCCAGUCCGCAGUGCCCCCACCACCGCAGCCGCCUUCGAUGAUUGGCAUGCCACCCGUGCCACCGGUGACCAUGACUAAGGCCAUUAAUUCCCUAGACAAUCCCAUGGCUGACGUAGUGCGAAGCAUCACGAUCGAUGGUGGCUCCAAAGAGAUUCGCUUCUACAACCAGGUGGCCAUUAUCUUCAUGGAUGGCGAUCAGCCUCAUGAAAUCGGUUUCCAGCCGGGUCAGCGAGUGAUCAUCAUUGAUCACAACGAACCGCUGCCGCUUUGCUUCAACGACGAUUACAAGCCGUUUCAGUUGGAUGGACAGCUUCACCGGAUUCGGUUUGGCUUCCCCUCGCGCGAAUUAUACAUCGACGAGCACUGGUACGAGAUCUACUUCGGCGGUCCACCAGUGUCCGUGCCCAUUGGAAACAAGCUGCAUAUAAUCAAGGCUGAGGGACCACCGCCCAACGUAGACAUUGGCCGAGUGCGAAGGGAUCUAGUUGUAGGCAAGAUCAAUAUGAUUGUAGAUGCACAUACCAUAGUGCCGCUCUUUCUGGACGCCAGACAGCAGACCUUCCAGCUGGGCGCCGAGCAGCAUUCGCUGCAGUUUGUGGACAGUUUCCAAUAUGCGCUGCUCGACGGGCAGCUGCAGAAGAUCGAGUAUGGUGGUCUUCCCAAAGGAAUGAUGCUGAACGGCGGUCGCAGCUGCUUCAUUAGAUUUGGCACGCUGCCCAAAGGAGUCAUUGCAGGAAAAACCCACGUGGCGGACAUGGUGUACAUUAAGACUGAUGCUCCUGCUGAGCCUCCCAAGCCGCCUCCAAUUAUUGUGAAACCACCGCCAGUGGUGGAGCAACCGAAACCCGCCCAAGUUGCUGUUGCCCCCAUUUCCCUACCAGCAGCCGCCGCUGCUCUGGAGAGCUUGAACAUUAAUGAAUUGUUCCAAAAGCUUGUCUCGUCGGGAAUAAUUGGUGGUGGUGGUGGUGCUGCAGCCCCAACUCUGCCUGCCACAGACUCAUCAGCGGCCAAGGAGCCAACUACCUCUGCCACCGAACCCGCAACUGUAGCUGCAACCGCAGCUCCUGCUCCACUGCCUGCUGGUCCCCCUAUGGAGCCCAUCAAGCGCAUCGAUCUCCGCAAGCCAGAGACCAUCAAGACCCGCCAGGCGGCGGUGGUGGCUGUCCUUUACCUGGGAAUGCAGUGCAGCAGCUGUGGAGUGCGGUUCCCGCCAGAGCAAACAAUUAAGUACAGCCAGCAUUUAGAUUGGCACUUCCGCCAGAACAGAAGGGAGCGGGAUUCCACAAGGAAAGCCACCUCGCGAAGAUGGUAUUACGAUCUCAACGACUGGAGGCAAUACGAGGAAAUCGAAGAUGUGGAGGAGCGAGAAAAGAACUUCCUGGAGGCUCAGGGCCAGCCGGGCGGCAUUGAGGCCCUUGAAGAGGUCUCUCAACAACGCUCGCUGGACUCACCCGUGCCAACGUGUGCUGCCGGAACGGAUGAUGUGGAUCACUCCUGUGACAUGUGCCACGAGAAGUUCGAGCAGUUCUACAACGAAGAGCUCGAGGAGUGGCAUCUGCGAAGCGCUAUUCGUGUUGAAGACAAGAUCUACCAUCCACUAUGCUACGAGGACUACAAGGCCUCGUUGAAUCCACCAGCAGAGGUGAAGUCGGACCAGGAUGUGGACAUGAACAACACCGAUGACAAUGCCAUGGACACACUGAUCAAAGUGGAGGACGACGACGAUGAAGGUGUGCCCAAAGCAUCGCAAGCCAUAUUCGAUGACGAUGAUGAUGAUGUCAUUGUGCUGCCCAAUGAAGAGCCCAGUGUCACGGAAAUCGUCGACGACGACGAUGAGGACGAGUAUGUUCCGGGAAACGUGACACGAGCUGACAUGGGCAACGAGUCACAGGACAAGACAGAGUCCAACUCCGAGACAAAAGUACCGGAGAAAGAUCAGGUUCAGCUGGGUGAACAGCCGCAAAACGAAUCGGCCAACGAAUCGGAUGUCGAGAUCCAAGAGCCAAACAUUCCUUUUACGGAUCUGGACACGUAUGUGGAGAAGGAGAUGGAUGACGCCACCAGGGCUGCUCUACUGAACGUAAAGAUCAAGGAGGAGCCCAAGGAUGAGUAUGAGGAGGACGAAGAUGAUGGAUUCGAAGACGUGGGCACGGUGGUUUCGCUUUUACCUCUGCCCGAGGACGAGAUCUCCAUUCACAGCAGCGAAACUCAAACACACACCAUCGGCUCGUCAGCCUCGCCGGCCACCAUCGAGCGGCCAGCAUCGGUGACCUCGCUCUCCCUGCCCGCCAAUGAGGCGGACGAGGUGGAGCAGGGAGAUGUAACCGUCGAUACAGAUGCGGAAUUGAACGGGGAGAAGCAGGAGGCCACGCAUAACCUGAGCGCAGUGGGUCCGGCGUUACCUUUGGCUAGCAUAGUUAAUAAAAUAAAGAUAAAUAUCACUAAGAAUACGAGUAGUAAUAGUCAUAAUAGUGCCUCCAACACCACGACAACGGACUCGCAAGUCUCGGCCAUAAGCGUCAUCGGUGGAUCAGGAGGAGCAGCAGCUGUUGGUGCAUCCGGAGCAGCAGAUUCUGCCCAGCAGGUGAACGCCAUUCAAACCAUUUCCACCAUUCCAGUGCUGUGCGGCGGCAACACGUUCGUGCCCAAGAUUGCGACCAGCACGCCCUCCAACGUAAUCAGCUCGAUCUCGGUAAUUGGCAGCAAUUACGGCGGAAGCAGCAGCAACAAUGCCGGCCGAAGCACUACUGCCAACGCAUCCACAGCGGCUGCUACGCUUCCGGCGGAGACGGCCAGCCGGAAAUCGCCCACUCCGCCGCUCGCCACAGUUGAUCCGGAUCCGGAGCCUGUCGUGGAACUGAAGCCGGCGCUGCGGAACGUCACACUGAAGCGGACGAAGAAAGUGCAGAACGGCAUCGAAACUUCGGGCCUGUGCUCGAUCAUGUAAAAAAUCGCACGCCUGAGUGGAGGGAG